Molecule: messenger RNA, 1089 nt
Organism: Zasmidium cellare ATCC 36951
Lineage: Eukaryota; Fungi; Ascomycota; Dothideomycetes; Mycosphaerellales; Mycosphaerellaceae
Exons: 2
Coding region: 1-1089 (362 amino acids)
Biological process (GO): RNA export from nucleus; transcription-dependent tethering of RNA polymerase II gene DNA at nuclear periphery
Cellular component (GO): nuclear pore
Molecular function (GO): RNA binding; ubiquitin binding
Source: RefSeq, a predicted model, not a curated record
AUGGCGAACAACGCCAACCGGAUCAACCCCCAACCAUCGACGGCUGUACAAAACGACCUUAGCAAGGACAUCACGAUUCAAGAUUCGCCACAAGACAGCAUCUCAGACUUGCGUUUCAAUCCUCAAGUAGAGCAUCUACUGGCCGCGGCGAGUUGGGACAACACCGUUCGGAUCUACGACAUCAACCAGACGGGGGGCAACAAAGGCGUUGCAAUGUUCAGCCAUGAAGGCCCGGUUCUGAGUUGUUGUUGGAGUCCGGACGGCCAAACCCUCUUCGGCGCCGGCAUCGACAAAACAAUCCGCAUGCUCGACCUCUCAUCCAACUCCCAACAACAAUUCCCCACAACCCACACCCAACCCAUCCGCAGCAUCCACUCCUUCACCAUAAACAGCACCCCAAUCCUCACAACCGCCAGCUGGGACACAACCCUCAAAUACUGGGACCUGCGCCAACGCCACCCCAUCGCCACCCUCGCCUGCCGAGACAAAAUCUACUCCACCUCCAUCCGCAACAACACCCUCCUCGUCAUCGCCACCGCCGACCGCAACAUCCACAUCAUCGAUCUUAACAACCCGACAAGAAUCCAUAAAACCCUCCUCUCCCCUCUGAAACACCAAACCCGCAUCGUGCAAACCUACCUCGACGGAACAGGCUUCGCGCUCGGCGGCAUCGAAGGCCGCUGUGCGUUUCAAUACAUCGAGGAGAAAGACUCCGCGAAGAACUACACUUUCCGGUGCCAUCGCCAACCCCAAACUCCCCCAUCCUCGUCGAAUACAUCCAAAAUCUACGCCCUCAACGCCAUCUCCACCCACCCCCUCCACGGCACCUUCAGCACCGCCGGCUCCGACGGGACCUUCCACUUCUGGGACAAAGACAGCCGGACGCGGUUAAAAGGUUUCCCGGAAGUUGGGGGUGCGAUUUCGGCGACGGAUUUCAGUCGCAAAGGGGAUGUGUUUGCGUAUGCGGUGGGUUAUGACUGGAGUAUGGGGUAUAUGUUUAAUACGCCAAGGUAUCCGUGCAGGAUUGUGUUGCAUCCCGUGGGUGAGGAGGAGUGUAAGCCGAGGGGGAGGGGGUCGGUGGGUAGGUAG